Messenger RNA from Drosophila miranda, 2997 nucleotides. RefSeq lists its product as uncharacterized. Lineage: Eukaryota; Metazoa; Arthropoda; Insecta; Diptera; Drosophilidae. Bases 586 to 2244 code for a protein of 552 amino acids. The record is from RefSeq and is a predicted model, not a curated record. The transcript is spliced from 3 exons.
AGCGAGACAGAGAUAACGCUGGAAAUUCCAACUCCUGUUACUGCUUAGCUCUGCUUCGUUCCUGCCAUACGAGUUUGUACUUGGUUCACGUUCACAGCUGCAUCCUUUUGUGGUGUGUUUCGCGCUGCUUCUUUCCGACAGCACAACGUCGACACCCUCCUGCUGUUGCCAACGACGCCACUGGCACGGCACGGGAACUGGCAAAGGCAACGGCAACGACAGAGCAAAGCAAAGGCAGAGCACAGAGCAGAAAGCUGAGGCAGAAACUGCUGGCUAUAGAGUGUUGUUUGGAUGACUGCCUCGCUGUAGACGAAACGAAAGACAGGCGACAACUAAACUAAAACUAAAUACAUGCAGGCGAGCACAGGCAAGCGGCGGUCGCAUAAAGCAUAAAGAGCAGUACAUUGACACCGUCAGGCAGGAGCAGAUAGGGGACACCUACAUUUGUAUAUAUUUCAUACAUAUAUACAUACACACAUUCAGCGAUAUAUACAAGUCCAGGCUAAAAGGAGGCUGUUCUCCAACCUCCAUCCUUCGCAUCCGCAUCCACAUCUGCAUCUGCAUCAAACCCAAAUACGAUAAAAGAUGGCCAACGGCAAGGCGACGGUAUCGUUCUUCGAGAACGGGAGCACCACACAGUUCGAGUACUGCUUCAAGCUGUAUCCGCAGGUGCUCAAAAUGAAGGCAGAGAAGCGGUCGAAGAAGCCGCAAGAGCUGAUCCGGCUGGACCAGUGGUACCAGAACGAUUUGCCGCGCCUGAUUAAGGCGCGUGGAAAGGACGCGCACAUGGUGUACGACGAACUUGUGCAGACCAUGAAGUGGAAGCAGUCGCGCGGAAAAUUUUAUCCGCAGCUCUCGUACCUGGUCAAGGUAAAUACACCGCGCGCCGUCAUGCAGGAGACAAAGAAGGCCUUCCGCAAGCUGCCCAACCUGGAGCAGGCGAUCACAGCUUUAUCGAACCUAAAGGGCGUCGGCACCACGAUGGCCUCCGCCUUGCUGGCGGCUGCCGCACCCGAUCGCGCCCCUUUCAUGGCUGAUGAGUGCUUAAUGGCCAUACCAGAGAUCGAGGGCAUUGACUACACCACCAAGGAGUACCUCAACUUUGUGAACCACAUCCAGUCCACGGUGGAGCGUCUAAAUGCAGAGGUGGGUGGUGAGACGCCGCACUGGUCUCCGCACCGUGUCGAGCUGGCCCUAUGGUCACACUACGUGGCCAAUGACUUGAGUCCCGAGAUGCUCGACGACAUGCCGCCCCCAGGCACCGCAUCUAUCAGCACAAACGGAGCGAGCAACAAUGUCCUCGACGGCGACGACACCAAUGAUGGUGUGGCCGUGGACCUAGACGACGAGAGCCAAGGCGCAGGUGGGCGCAACACUGCAACAGAGUCGGAGACCGAGAACGAGAACACCAAUCCGGCCGCUUUAACGCCGCUACUUGCGGGCGAGGCCAAGAGCAAUGCCACUGCCGUGGGAGCCGCCUUGCAGGAUGGCGACUCGAACUUUGUGUCGAAUGAUUCCACCUCCCAGGAGCCGAUCAUCGACGACAACGAUGGAACCACACAGACAACGGCCACCACAUCCACAGAAGACGGUGAACCUCUUGGGAUCGGCAUUGGCCUGGGCAGCGGGGGCACACCUUUGGCCUCCGACUCGGAAAGCAACCUCGAGGCGCCCCUAAACACCAAUCGCUUGAAUGCGGUCGGUACAGUGCAGCCGAGCAAACCACAGACCCAGUCUUCGACCGAGAAACAGACACAGAGCCCGAACCACAACAACAGUAAGCAGCAGAUCAACAAUGGUCAGGCGACUCCAGCGGAACAGCCAGUAAAGGCAGGAGCGGCAAAAUCCGCUGCCAACGGCAAUGGUAAUGGCAAUGGAGUGUUGGGCAACGAUCUGGAUGAUGGUGAGGAUGAAGAGGAUGAGGAGGACGAGCUGGACGAGGAGGAGAACAACGAUGAGGAGCUAGAGGCUGACGAAAGCAACAGCAGCAACAGCAAUGCGCGCGAGACCAAACUGCAGCAGCUGGCGGCUUCCGCUGUAGCGGGAAAGGUGGUUACGGUCACUGAGACGGCGGUGGCUACCGAGCCGAUCAAGGGGGCGGCAACGGACACGGCGUUGUCAGCGCCUGCCAUUGGACAGAAGCGCACGGCCCUGCAUUGUGAGAUGGAGAUGAGCAAUGCGCCAGCCGGCGCUGUGGGUGGCGGCGACAAGUCGCCGGAGCUGAAGAAGCUGCGCAGCGAAUGAGUCGGAAGCGGGUAUCAUCGAACGAUCGGUUCGGUUCGGCUCGCCACGUAUCUGGUGGAAAGACAUAUGUAUGUAGUGCAGUUGAGUCGAGCUAAAGACAUAGAGCAACAUUACCUACACUUUACCACAACAACAUUCAAGAAAUUGUACUAUUAAGCAACUAAUUAUACAUACAUAUAAUAUAUUAUAUAUAUAUAUAUAUAUACACACGAACAUAUAGCGAGAAGCAAACCAACACUCACACGCCACACACCUUACACACUACACUCGCACACCACACCACACACCCCACACCACACAACACUCGCAUGAUACAACAGAUACAACAACAGAACAGAACAGAAGACAGCAGGACGGAGGAUGCUUGCAUACCGAUCCAGCAAAAGCAGCAGAACCACAGAAGAAAUUUCAAUAGCAAGAGCGCGCGAAAAGGAGGAGUCGACUCGGAUUCAGAUUCAGAUUCAGAGUGCAGCGUUAACGUAAUAUAAUGGAACGAAAAGCAAAUACACCUUACGUGAAUAGUAACUAAAGCGAGAUCAGAUAUUUUUACACAGUCAAAAUGAACAUUUAAUUAUAAAGAAAUUUACAAAUGCCGCAGUUGCCCACUACAUACAAACAAAAAUGAGAGAAAACAAAAACAAAACAAAGGAAGCAAGAACUAAAAAGGAUGAAGAAACAAUAAUUAUAAUAAAACAAAGUAAUUUAUAUACAUAGGUAUUUAAAUUUAACAAUAAAUCAAAACUGUCGCAUGUA